GACACAGCCAGAGACUUCUCUCUGUUUAAGCUAUCAAGUACUGACCUACCAGCUCUUGGCAUAGUUUUAAUUACAUGCUCUUUCUUAACUUCUUCAUCAAAAUUGCAAGCCGUUGCAUGCUGUUACCUGUUUUCAGGGCAAGUGAGACUGAAAACUUCAAACAAAAAUUAACAAUAGGGCUUGGUAUUUCAUUCUGUUCCAUUGAACCUCUGGGAUAAAGCUCCCAAUCAUGUUCGAUCGGAUCCAGUUACUAAGGCUGUUGAUGUUUCUCUUUUUAACCCAAAGCUUUGGAGAAGCCCAACGGAUGACUCAAGAUGCUUUACUCAUGCAAUACAUUGAGAGACGAAUCAUGUUACUUGAGGACCGGCUAGAGAAAUGUAACCAAGACAUGAACAAGUAUGUCAGGGAGUUUAGAGACUUCCGGAAAGAAAUCACAGUCCGUUUGGACGGUUUGAAUAUUUACAAAACUGAGUUCAAGAACGAGAUGGAGAUGGUUGGAUCCAGAAUUGAGAGGAUUGAAAAAGAUAUUGAUUAUUUGGAGUCACUGCAGCCAACUCAGCCAUGUGUGGAGGUCGAUGAAAAGUUGAUUGAAGAGCAAAUCCAGCAAGCAGAGGAGAAGAGAAAAGCCAAGCUUCGGAUGGCUGCAGAUUGUGACCUCUUGCUCGAUGGAAUCAAGUCAUUAAAAAUUGUUAAAAAAAUAGGUGAGUCCCAAGGUUCUUGGAUAAAGGACCCUGUCCGAGAUUUUCAAAAGGUUUAUUUCUUGAGUGGAACCAUUGGCAGUGUUCUCACUGAGUUUGGAGGCAUCAAGGCUUUCACAGAGAGUGCAAGCAGGAAAAUGGCUAAGAGAGUCACCCUCCCUUUUGCCUGGCAGGGGACGGGUCACGUAGUGUACAAUGGCUACCUGUACUUCCACCGCAAUGGCACCCUCAACCAGAUUGUCAAGUUCGACAUCCGGAAUGGGACAGUCAAAGACCGCAUGCUUCUGCAGGGGGCAGGCCAAGUGCCCGCCUACCAACUCUCACCAUACACCUUCAUCGACAUGGCUGUGGAUGAGCAGGGCCUCUGGACUAUCCAUGCUGAACCGGAUGAUAGUGGCGGCGCCAUCAUCGUCACCAAGAUUGACCACGGCAGCUUGGCAGUGGAGCACUCCUGGGACACCUCCUGCUCCAGCAAGGGAGCUGAGGCGGCCUUUAUGAUCUGUGGCACCCUGUACGUUGUCUACAACACCCAUCAUGGCGGUCGCUCUCGUGUCCAGUGCCUCUAUGACGUCACUGAUGUGGUCACCAGUGCUGAUUUGCCAGUCCUGUACUUCCCCAAGCGCUAUGGCAAACAUUCCAUGAUCCAUUACAACCCCCGGGAAAAUCAACUCUAUGCCUGGGAUGAUGGCUAUCAGACAAUCUACAAACUCAUCACAAAAAAGAAACUGGAAAGUCGGCCCUCUUUCUAAUAAUUUUCAUCAUUUUAUCUUUAUAUGCUCUGUUAUAAAGCGACCCUAAAUUGUCGACUAAUGGUUAUCAUACCUGCAACUUGACCAGUAUAAUCCACCCAACCCCCAAACAGAAUGGCUGGCUUUUAGUUUUAAUUCACUCAAAACUUCUCUACCACUGACACAGCACAAUUCAUGAGGGUGAUGGAAUUCUCUCCAUUUGGCAAUGCGUGCAGCUCCAAUAGCACUCCAGAAACUUAAUGGCUUCAAGGACAGAGUACUCAUCUGAAAUCCCAAUAAAUUCCAUAAACAUUCAAUUGUUCCACAACCAGCACACAAAGUCAGCAGUGUGUACCUGUUACAAGAUACAGUAACAUGCUAAAAUUGUUUUGGCAGUACCUUUCAAACCUACAUCCUCUACCACCUAUAAAGACAAGAGCUGCAGAUAUUUGGGAAUACUGCUCACCAGCAAGUUCCUCUCCAUCAGAUGUCAUUGGGACUUGGAAAUACAUCACUGUGCCUUCAUUAUUCUUUCCUUACAGCACUGUCGGGGUACCUACACCAUAGGAACUCCACUGGUUCAAGAGAGCAGCUCACUUUCAGGGGUAAUUUUGGAACAUGUUCACUUCAUAAGUACAUUACUAAGAUAUUCUUAUGAAACAAGAUAGGACAGGUAAUACAAAAUUGAAAAUGUUAAUAAUACACAGCAGAAUACACUGAUCAUAUCUGUAUGGAGACAGUGGUGGGUAUUGCAAAAUGAGAUCAGGAAACUGCACAAAUGUAGACAAGAGUGUCCUUGCUGUUUAAAGACAUCAACAGAUCUUCCGUGCAUCACCUACAAUUCUGCAAGUGGCUAAUCUAAUCACCUACUAUAACUUGUAACUGCUCUGUCUUCCAGAAAGGAUCAUCCACGAGGAGACAAAAGGAAGAACAUCUUGGCACCACAACUCAUUAAAUUUAAGCUGUUUUGUCCCUUUGUUGUGCAUUUUCAACUCCAGAAUCAACAGCCAGAUAGCUGAUGCCUGUUGCAGAGACGCAGCAAGUUUAGUCAUUUAUAUUGAAAGACUGUAAAUUGAUGUUGAGGAACAGACAGUGUUUAAGGUCAUGUCAACAUGAUAUUGAGAGGGAAUCAUAAGAACAGAUUCUUAUUUGCAUCUGUUGCUCGUCCCUCUUCCUACUCCAUCACAUCCUCCCAAAAUCGUUUGUUCCCUUAAGAGACAUUGCAGACCUUCCAGUUCCUGAUCCUGACAAAGGUACGUUACACAAAAAGAUUGGCUCAUCUUUUCCUGUACAAACUGCUUUUCAUUUUGUUUUAUGACGAUUGAUUUUUCUUUGGAUCUACCUUUUCCCCACUUUAAAAUCUUGUGAAAUCGCAUCUCAUUUAUAAAGCUGAUGAAGUCUCCACCAUGUCCACGAAGAGGUAACCUUUAUACUAGAUGAUUAAUGAUAAGCCUUUUCCGUCACAAAUGAAUUAAAUUACAAAGGCACCGCUUUUAUUAUGUUCAGUGCACAGGCUUUUUUCAGGCAAUGUUACAAGCUUUUAGCAUUUAAUUAAAAUGCAAUUAAUUUCACUGCUUGAUCAUGUCCACUCACCUUUUUAAAAGUUCAUCUGAUUUCAGGGAAAUUGAAAUGUCUAUAAAUCAGGGCUUCUCAGCCAUUUUGCUUCGAUAGCCUCUCCUCAUGUCAUAAAAAUUCUUGUCCCCUGUUGUAACAUAAGUUAUUUUUCUGUAUAAAAUUCAGUUGUACAAUUAACUGUAUACAUUUGUCAUUAAAUUUGCUUCAUUUGCAUCUUCUCUGCUAUGUUGCAGCUUUUUCCCUUGUUGUGAUAACAUUCUCUUUUUCUCUCUGCCCUCUGAAGUUAUUGUGUGGAAUAAUCUUUCCAAUUUACAAGUUCUUUGUGGCUUAAGCAUUUUUUUAAUGCAUAUACUGUGCAAACCUGCAGCUAGAUAGAAUUUCAGUUCCCAAAUGGUACAACAGACAAUAACAUGAUUGUAAUUUUCCCACUCUUGUAAAUCCAGUCCUGAAAUUAAACAGUCAAAAUGUAUAUCAACAAUAUUUGCAUCAACAGCUUAGGCAAAAACAUCUUAUUUGCAGAUUCAUUGUAAAAAGCCUUGACCAGAGUUUUCCACACAAGAAGCACACGCACGCUCUGACUCCAAAAAAUGUAUAAACAAACCCACCCAAAUAUUGGACUGUGGACAAUAAAGUAGUAAUGUACCUGGACUAGUAAUCCAGAGGUCUAGACAAACACUCUGGUCACAUGGGUACAAGCCCCAUCCUCCUAGCAGCUAGUGGAAAGGAAAUCAUUCUGUUUUCUGAUCAAUGUGCCUCUAGAUCCACAGCAAUGGAUCCUCUGAAAUGGCCAAGCAAACUUCUUAAGGGCAAUAGGGAUGGUCAACAAAUGCUGGAUUUGACGCAUCCCAGGGAGGAAGUUUAGAAACUGCCAGCCAUGUAGCUCUGUCUGAGUCAGAAUUUUAUGGAUUGCAGCCUACCUCAGGACUUGAUCCAAGCUGACACUUCAGUGCGGUACUACAGGUAUGCUGUACUGUUGGAGAUACUGUCUCUUGAACAGCCACUAAAUCAAAGCCCUGUCUGGCUCCUGAAGAGGAGAUGAAUUAUCCCAUGACAUGUUCAAUUGUCAUCACAAAGACAGAUUACCUUGUCAUUAUCUCACUCUUAUGGAUUUUGCAGAGUGAAAAAGAGAGGCAUGGUGGCUCAGUGGUUGGCACUUCUGCUCACAGCGCCAGGGACCUGGGUUUGGUUCCAUUUUUGGGCAACUGUCUAUGUGGGCUUUGCACAUUCUCCCUGCGUUUGCAUGGGUUUCCUCCGGGUGCUCCAGUUUCCUUCCAUAGUCCAAAGAUGUGCAGGUUAAUUAGAUGAGCCAUGCCAAAUUGCUCCAAUUAGGGAUCUGCAGGCUAGGUGUAUUACCCAUGGUAAAUGUAGGGUUACAGGGAUGAAGUGGAUCUGGGUGAGAUGCUCUCAGGAAGUUGGGGCAGACCCAAAGGACUCAAUAGCCCAAUGAUUGUAUAAUGUUCCCCAAGUUAUCCAGAAACUACUCUCCAUUGGUUUUGAAACACUUUGACACAUCUGGUGGUCAUGAAAGUACUACAUACAUGUGAAUGUCUUUACUUCAUAGCUGUAAUAUCCACAAUACAUCCAACUCUAGCCAGCUGCCAUUUCACAAAAGCAUUUUUUAAAAUUACAACGAUAAAAUUUGCUUAAUGCUCCAAAGUGUUUCCUCACUCUGGAUAUUCCCAUCAUAUGUUGGGGCAAUCCGCCAACCACACCCACUGCUUCAUUUACAGAUCAGCUUGAUUUCCCUUUCCCUCCAUCUCUCUGCCUGUUGUCAAACACCAACCGAAGACUGUCUAAACACACACACACACACCUCAGCUAAAUUGUCUCUUCACUCCAGUUUUGUUUGGCUAAUCCCCACAUCAGUCAUUUUUUUCUUUGCAGUCAACCUCUUGAAACCUUUGUUUGAAGCCCGAAGCGGGUGAUGGCGAACCCUUGCUUAAGUGAAUUUCAGUUCAGCUAAGGCACUGAGUUUCGCAGUGCUAUAGCAUUGCUUAGCCAAUUCGAGAACAUGCUAAAGACUGAGUGUUGGGAAUGUAUUGCUUGAGUUGUUAGAUGUCAUUGUCUUCCCCAGCUUUUCUGCUACGAUUUGCACCUUUUCCUCCUGGGGAUGCUAACUAUUCCUAUGUGAGUCUUUAAGAUAAGUUGGCUCCUGAUAUGUGGGGAGGGUUGAAAUGGGACUUUAAUUCAGAAUGCAAUAUUUAUACUGCAGUAUUGUACACAUGCAACUUACCCUCUCCAAUAUUUCAAUAUUUGGCAUUAUGUUUCACUGGUGUAAAGCUGCCUGGUUAGUGCCUCUGCUCAAUUUCAAUCUCACCUCACGCUGCUUUAUUUGAUGCUUUGUAAUUUUCUUGCCCAUUGCUCUAGUGAGAAAAUUGAGUGAACGCAAACACUCUUGAUGUAAAUGGUAGAAACUGUACAACGUACUGAGCCACAAAGCACACCACCCUCACUAAAUGUACAGAAUCUUGUUCAGCAAAAUGUUUUUUUCUGCCUGAAAAUGAGCCAAGUCCAGUUUAGACCCUUCUAACUUCCAAAAAACAGCCUCUUACACAUAACCUCACCCCAAAUCUUCUGUACUGUCAUCAGUGGGGUACCCCUGUAUCACACUGGUCCCACUCGUCCACGACCUUUUACCACAUGGCUACAGCUCCAAAUUCUCACAGUACUGUCCAAGAUAAAUUUCCCCCUUCUAAAACAUCAUAUGACCUUUAACUAUUUAAAAGAUGUUAUAAUUUGUCCUCUAGUUCUCCAACCCUCGCCACAGGUCACUGUGCUCCUCCCACCGGACUGUUUUACACUGUUGCACUGGAGUUUGGGGAAAAAUGACAAAUAAACCCUAUAAGAAUCAAGUGCUAACGCUACGGUGCACUUUAUUAAUGUGCGCUUAGGAUUUUGUCACACUGACACACCAAUGUUUAUUACCUAUCUGCAUUAACAGCCAACCUUGGAAACAUGAGAUGAGAGUGGCAUAUAGGUUUAACUUAGUAGGAGCAACAGAUUCUCUUCCCCGAAAGAUAUCGUGAAACAUUUGUGAUUUUACAAUAACUUCGAAACAAUUUUGCUCUUUGCUUGCUGUCAGAUCACAACUUAUAAAUUUAUUGAAUCCUAUUCUGUAAUUCUCCACUUGGAUUAGUGUUAAUUCCUGAAAACUGAACAUGAGAAGCAGAAUGGAUCCUGAGCGUAGACUGUUAGAUCUAACAGUAGAGCCCCCAGUUAACUCAAUAUGUGAUAAUAUUUUCUUCCCUGUGAAAAGAGUUUCAUUCUGUUUUUCAUGGCCGGCCAAAAUCAGAAACUCAUGCUUGGCAAAAAAUCAGACAUUUGAAAGGACCAGACCAACAGAUGGCAAAACCAACUAUAUAUUUCAAAAGUCUUGUAUCUCUGCAUGCUUCCACGUUUUCAAUCAAAAUUCCUAUGUAGUUCUGUCACAUCGUAAUUAUAUCCUCCAAGUAAUGAUGGCACAGUAACACAUUAAUUGUACAUCUUCUAGUUCACCAGCCUACAUUGUAAGCAAUAUCAUAACCUGUGAUUGACUGUAUUUUUCAGAUUUCUGUAAGUUAUGCUAGGUAUAAAUAAAUAACAGGAUGCCAAAAUA
Stegostoma tigrinum is the source of this 6596-nucleotide messenger RNA. It is a transcript of the gene olfml1, whose product is annotated as olfactomedin-like 1. The transcript has 3 exons. Gene Ontology annotation, biological process: signal transduction. Bases 230 to 1447 code for a protein of 405 amino acids. The record is from RefSeq and is a predicted model, not a curated record. NCBI's taxonomy places the organism in Eukaryota, Metazoa, Chordata, Chondrichthyes, Orectolobiformes, Stegostomatidae.